Paramecium sonneborni is the source of this 2539-nucleotide messenger RNA. The record is from the annotation of a GenBank genome assembly. NCBI's taxonomy places the organism in Eukaryota, Ciliophora, Oligohymenophorea, Peniculida, Parameciidae.
AUGAAUAUUUUUACUCAAUUUUGUGCAACCAUGGGAGCUGAGACUAAGUUUGAGAAAGUAAUAACUCAAAUUUAUACACUGUUAAGGCUAGAAUUGCUGCUACCUAUACAAACACGAAUCCACCAUGUGAAGAAGAUAUCAGAUAGAUUCUAGCUACAUUAUCAGGAGAAGACUUAUAAACAAAAGCAUAGACAGCGUAUAGUUCCUUAGUGAGAAGAUUGAAAUUAUAAAAUAAUGAUGAAAAUGGUUGGAUGAUGAUCAUUAAAAGUUUGAUAAUCAUAGAUAGGUAUUAGGUCAAAAAAAUUGAGGUGUGUAAGUGAUCGCAUUUUACUCAAAGAAUUUCAAGAUUUAGAUUUGCCUUUAAUUGAAUGUAGAUAAGAGAGAGACAUUAAAAAUAAGUAAUUACUCAUAAACGAAUUAAUAUCUAAAUAUUAUCAUUACAUUAAAUAUAAAGGAUUAAAACUUAGAAAUUCAACUUCACUAACAUUAUAUAAAAAAGAGAAAAUCCUGUAUUUUAAUUAAAUGUCACUCAAAUCUAUUUUUGAAGAAUUAAAAAUGAUUCUAGAAUUAGUAUAAAGAGCAUUUGAUGUUAUUGAAACAAAAAAAAAUGGUCAUUUACGUUUUAAAGUUAAUUAGUAUGUGUUCUUGCUUCUUAUGAACGAUUUAUUGAAAUAUUAUUGUUGUGGCUUAAUUGCUUUUAAUUUACUCAUUAAGAAAUUGCAAGAACUGCAAUCUAAUGAUCUCCUUUAAUUGAUUGCAAUAUCUAAAUCUAUGGUUAAUUUCUCCAAUAAAUUUGAAGAAUUUAUUCAUUAAUGUAGAUUUAUAUAAGGUUUUGAAAAUGUAUAGUUAGAUUAUAAGGUGUAACAUAAAUUAUAUAAUUAUUUAUAGGUAGAUGAUUAAGUUGUCAAUUUAGUUUCUUAAUANAAAGACAUAGAUGUAAUUUAGCAUUUUUUAUUCUUCAAAGAAUAAACAAAUGCAAUUCAAUUUAAAAUAAAUUGUUUCUCUUUAAUAAGUCAAUUACUAUUUGAUAAGUAAAGGAGAGUAUAUGAGUAUAUAAUAUUUCAAAUUGUCAUAAUCACACAAUUUGGAAUAGAAUUCAACUUUGCUUUAAUUGAUUUUAAAAUAUAAAAUAUAUUAUAUGAAUAUUUUUACUCAAUUUUGUGCAACCAUGGGAGCUGAGACUAAGUUUGAGAAAGUAAUAACUCAAAUUUAUACACUGUUAAGGCUAGAAUUGCUGCUACCUAUACAAACACGAAUCCACCAUGUGAAGAAGAUAUCAGAUAGAUUCUAGCUACAUUAUCAGGAGAAGACUUAUAAACAAAAGCAUAGACAGCGUAUAGUUCCUUAGUGAGAAGAUUGAAAUUAUAAAAUAAUGAUGAAAAUGGUUGGAUGAUGAUCAUUAAAAGUUUGAUAAUCAUAGAUAGGUAUUAGGUCAAAAAAAUUGAGGUGUGUAAGUGAUCGCAUUUUACUCAAAGAAUUUCAAGAUUUAGAUUUGCCUUUAAUUGAAUGUAGAUAAGAGAGAGACAUUAAAAAUAAGUAAUUACUCAUAAACGAAUUAAUAUCUAAAUAUUAUCAUUACAUUAAAUAUAAAGGAUUAAAACUUAGAAAUUCAACUUCACUAACAUUAUAUAAAAAAGAGAAAAUCCUGUAUUUUAAUUAAAUGUCACUCAAAUCUAUUUUUGAAGAAUUAAAAAUGAUUCUAGAAUUAGUAUAAAGAGCAUUUGAUGUUAUUGAAACAAAAAAAAAUGGUCAUUUACGUUUUAAAGUUAAUUAGUAUGUGUUCUUGCUUCUUAUGAACGAUUUAUUGAAAUAUUAUUGUUGUGGCUUAAUUGCUUUUAAUUUACUCAUUAAGAAAUUGCAAGAACUGCAAUCUAAUGAUCUCCUUUAAUUGAUUGCAAUAUCUAAAUCUAUGGUUAAUUUCUCCAAUAAAUUUGAAGAAUUUAUUCAUUAAUGUAGAUUUAUAUAAGGUUUUGAAAAUGUAUAGUUAGAUUAUAAGGUGUAACAUAAAUUAUAUAAUUAUUUAUAGGUAGAUGAUUAAGUUGUCAAUUUAGUUUCUUAAUAUUUAGAUUAAAUUGAACGAUAAAAAUCUAAUGGUGACAAAUAGAUUCAACUCAAUCAUUAUAAUACUUAGGCUGUUAUUGAAUUAAUCUGUAUGUAUGCAUUUUGUAAUCAUUUAGCUUUUCAAAAACUCACACCUAAACAAAGUGAAUACUUUAGAAAUAUCGUAAUCCAAUAACCAACCAAAAUUCAAAUCUAUAUUAAUUAAUUUAAGAAUAAAUUUUCAGAAGAAACUUUUCAAAAAUUUGCUAAUAAUUAUUCAACUAAGUAUAUUCAUUAUUCAAAUUUAAUUAGAUACAUUCCUAUUCAUGAAAAUUUUAAAAAAUUACCUGAAAUAAUUGAAGAGGAAGAUAUUGAUUUCUUACAAAAAGUUGAAGAUGAUCAAAAUAAGUUUCAUGUUAAAGAAGUCAUCGAAUUACAAUAUCCUGACCCAUUUGAUGAAAAAACUUUUACUCAGUUUUAAAAUAUUUUUAUUUAAUGA